Molecule: messenger RNA, 2466 nt
Organism: Nasonia vitripennis (jewel wasp)
Lineage: Eukaryota; Metazoa; Arthropoda; Insecta; Hymenoptera; Pteromalidae
Product: zinc finger protein 423-like
Exons: 5
Coding region: 117-839 (240 amino acids)
Source: RefSeq, a predicted model, not a curated record
AGCAGACAGUUCGAAGUUUUCAUUCUAGAAGCAACGACUUGGCUAGUCAGUGAUAUCCUAGUGCCUGCGUUAGUUUGAAUCUGUAGUGCAUCACAGUCAAGUUUUCCUUUCGUAAAAUGGAAUCUCCACGUGCGGAAUCUUACGCAUCUUCUGACACUGGUAGGACGAGAAUGAUUGAUGCAGAAGCUCGUCACACGGAUCUCGAUGGAAAUCUCAACGAAGUUACUGCAGACUUGACAGGGCUUGUGACGAUUUGUUGCUCGGAUUGUGAUCUUGACAGUGCCAACUACGAAAAAUGCCAGGGCGAGCUAGCUCUGCAAUGUUUAGCGUGCCGAGAGAAGUUUUAUCACCGUUUUUGGGCGAUCCGGCACAUCAAUUCUUGUGCCAGCAUCAUCAAGCAGACAAAAUACAUCUGUGAGUUGUGCGAAACGACAUUCGAACGGAUCGAUGAACUAAGAAGACACUUUCAAGACUGUGCAAGUGAUUGUUUUACAAGUCUUCAGUUGGAGAACAACAACACGAAUUCGGAGGAAGAAUUAGAUAUGUUCAAGUACUUUGCCAACUCAUCGGAGAUAUUAAGGAAAAGCGUGAGGGAAUACGGACAUGAACGUUUUUAUGCGCACUUCUGCGUGGAGUGCCGCGAACCCAUCAUCGAUGAAACAUCGGUCGACGCAGUAGACUGCGAUGAAUGUAAAGUUAGUUGCCUGCUGCAGUGCAACACGUGCAAAUGUCUACACGAGACUUACGAGUCCAUUAUUGAGCAUUUAAAGGGGAGCUAUUGCGGAUAUAAGAUGCAAUUAGCGGUGGACCCGGAUGCUCAACUUCACGAACAGGCGUGAAAAAUUAUAAGAUGCACAAAGGCUAUUGCAAACAGAAUCGACCGUCUGGAGAUGUUUCAAUGCCCAAGGAAAGUGACGCAGCUUAUCACACAUACAUCGUGCACAAUCAUGGUUUACGUUCGAAUACAUAUGUAGAACCUUAAAACGUUUUUUAAUUGUCGAGAUGAUUUAAUUUUUUACUGUACUUAUUUAUUUAUCGUAAAAUAAAAAAUUUUUAACCGCUCAAUCAUUAUAUGCUUGUCUUUUAUUGAAUGAAAAACUGAAGUAUACUUUAUCCUCUUAGAAAAUAUUAUAAUUUCCAACUCCACAAAUAACGUUUUCCUAUUCAAAAACGUAAGAUCGUUACUGCGUGUGCAAAACUCUAAAUUUCGCACACGCUUAUCUGUUGAGGACGUAGAUUCGCACACUCGUGUCAAAAAAUAGUAUAUACGAUACACGUGCGCGUAGGUGAUCAUCAAACUCGCUUUUUUGUCACCCUUGCGGCGACAGAUGCGCUCAUGCAAAAAUAACCUACUUCGCGCACUCGUAUCGUAAUAUACAAUUUUAACAUGACGUGCGCGAAAAACGCAGUUUUUCAAGAGGCUUGUUUUUCGUGUAGCGUGUGCGAAAUACUGUUUCCAUAGCAACGAUAUGUUAUUAUAUGCUACAUGCUUGACGCAACAUUAAAAAAGCUAUAGUGAUUCGCGCAAAGAAAACGAGCCUGAGAAACCGCAUUUCGCGCACGGAGUAUUAAAAACGAUUUUGGGCUGUUAACACUCGUUAUAAGCAUUGCCAUGAUUUUAUGUCAAUAAAAAAAAGUUGUAUUUUCAAAGAUCUACCCUCGUAGAAAAUACGCCAUAAGAUAUGGCCGGUGAAUAUCUACUGGCCAUAUUUUUCUUAGCGUAAUAUGUCAACAUAAUAUGUCCACAUUAUGUUGAGUGCUUAACUCCAGCAAUGGGUUUAUAACCUAAAAUCCAUAAACUUAAUAAUCAAAAUUCAUUUAACGCAGUAAAUUCUAAAAUCAUUUACGUUUAAAAAAAGGAUUUUACAAUAAAUUUUGAAAAUACAAGGCAAUGUGUUAAGAGCGGUAACCUAACCUUGAAUAUUCAUACAUACAAAUUUACAUAUAAUCACACUCAAAACUCACUAACAUAUUUGUAUAUUAUUCUGGCAUGCAUGUUUUUAUGAAAGUGUGAAUAUUAGAAACAACAUCAGGUGAAAUUUGUGUGUUCAAGAUUUUAUCAAUGAUGAAGUGUAAAAGUGAUGAUAUUGAUAGAUAUUCGCAACUCAGUGUUCAAGUCAGUCGCAGGCAGUAUUCAUCAUUAUAGUGCAUUUUAUGCAGUGUAUUCGUGCAAGAUGUUUAAUUUGUAGUGUAGAUGCUUAUUUUAUUAUGUAGGAACAGGCUAGCGUAACUAUUUUUGCUUGUCUGUCUUUGCUAGCCGACCCACACCGAACUCCAUGGCUCCGAUGGGGGGGGGGGGUGGCAAAAUUUACACAUGAGUGUUUACGUGAGAAUUUAAACUACAGCACUUGAGAUACAGACAAGUGGGUAUAUUGCUUCAACAGCUUGAAACAAAUCACCAUGCAAAAUUUCAGCCCUCUAAGUAUGAUAGGUUUUUAUUGAGAUCAAAAAGAAAAAUUGAAAAAA